AUGUCAUCUCAACUACCAAGAGAUGAGGUUCUUUCGGAAUUAAAUUUUAUCAGAUAUCUCACUACUAAAAUAUUCCUUUACCCUUUUAAGGGACGAUCAAAGCUGACCAUGAUUGGGUACGCACUUACCAUAUUUCUAGUCUUAUCUACAACUUUACAACUUAUGAUAACAAUUGUGUCAGCAGAAUGGUUGGUCAUAAUUAAUACAGCACCAAAUUUAGGAGUUUGUGUAAUAUCCGCUAUAAAAUACGCAAAAAUACAAAUGCAUAGAGAACGAUAUAACCAGAUAUUUUUACAUUUCUAUGAUGAAAUGUGGGAUGUUGUUGCAAAUUCUGAUAUACAUAGAAAGACAAUAAGGUAUUACAAAAAACUUGCCAUGAUCAUAAAUCGAUUUUUACUGUACUACUCAAUUCCAUUGAUAAUCGUUGUUGACUCUUUCCCAUAUAUCGUAAUGCGGUUUGAAGAGAGAUUUUUCGGGAUAAAGGAAUAUUUGUAUCCUAUUGAAGUUUGGUAUCCUUUUGAUAAAAUUAAGUUUUACAUUGCUGCGUAUGUAUGGGAGAGCUGCAUGACGGCUGUUGUUGUAAGUCUAUAUGCUAUUACGAAUAUAAUACACUCAACAUAUAUAAUAUUCACUUGUAUGGAAUUGAGGAUACUAGGCAAUUGCCUCGAAGAGCUAAUAAGCGAUGAAGAUGUUGACAAUAUAACAAAAGGAGUAAACAUUGAUGAGAUAUAUAAACGAUCUCUGAAGAGAAUUAAAAUGAUCAUUUCGAGACAUGACGUUUUGGCUAAACAAAUUGCAGCCCUGGACACUAUUUUAGGCGAUGCAAUGAUUAUAAAUUAUUCUCUUGGAGCAGUAUUCAUUUGUCUUACAGCAUUUACAUCCACAGUGGUCAGUAACUUCUACAAACGUGUUCGAUAUUCCUUCAUGUGUUUGUCACUGCUUGUGGAAUGUUUCAAUCAGUGUUUUAUGGGACAAAUCAUAAGCGAUAGUAGUAAGAAUUUAACAAACUCUAUCUAUUCAUCUAACUGGCCUUAUGCAAGUCCAGAGACUAAGACUAUUAUGUUAAUGUUCAUUAUGCGUACCCAGAAGCCUUUUGAACUCACUGCAAAAGGUUAUACAGUUAUGAACAUGCAUACGUUUAGCCGUAUAUGCAGCACAUCUUUUCAAUUAUUCAAUCUACUGCGCACAAUAUACGCCAAAAAAAACACACUCUUCGUAAACUAA
Molecule: messenger RNA, 1224 nt
Organism: Pieris rapae (cabbage white)
Lineage: Eukaryota; Metazoa; Arthropoda; Insecta; Lepidoptera; Pieridae
Product: odorant receptor 13a-like
Exons: 5
Coding region: 1-1224 (407 amino acids)
Biological process (GO): sensory perception of smell; detection of chemical stimulus involved in sensory perception of smell
Cellular component (GO): plasma membrane
Molecular function (GO): olfactory receptor activity; odorant binding
Source: RefSeq, a predicted model, not a curated record